GCAUGGGAGCUCCAAAGGGCGUGUGAGGCGUUUUGUGGUGGUGGUGGAAAAAAUGCACCACUCAGUUUCCAUCGGUGUAUAGCAGUAGUGGUUCGAAGCGUGAUCGCUGAGAAGGGGCCUAGGAGGAAAAAAAAUUACAAGAAGCGCAGGUGAUGAGCUUUAAAGAGCUUCAAAAAAAUACACUACUAGAAUCGUUUUGGUGGAAAUCAUAGUCAUUGAUCGAAAGUUCUAAAGCUUGUUCUUCUUAUAGCAAUAAGUGACCGGCUACGAGAGUGUGAUUUAUGAACGAAAGUGUGCACUUAAGAGAAGAAACACGAAACCGGUUGUUGGUUAUUGAUUAAUAUUAUCAUUUCUUGUUGAUUAGAUAUUAACUGAUAGAAUAGGAAUUUUGGUGUGUGAAGAAUUCAUGAGUGGAGUGAGUUUUUUUUAGAAAACUUUAAUUUAGAUUCUAGUCGUGAAUUGGAAACGUGUGGAGCUGUGUGUAGAGUUUUUGUAUGUAUUUAUAGAUGUUGUUUAUUAAUUAGUGGGGGUUUGUUUGUAUAUAUAUGUAUAUGAGAUUUGAAAAAACAAUUCAACCUAGAAUUUCUUCAUACUAAUAAGAAUAUAUGUAAAAUAUUUGACACUGAAAAUUCUCUUUUCGAACUGAAACAGCGACAUUAAAUAAGCAAACGAAACUUGUACACGUAUUUCCAGCAUUUCAAUAUGACCCAACUCCACGAAGCAUGCAACACAUUUCAGAUCCCACACUAAAUCGAUGUGGUAGAAAAUUUAUUGCUUGGUGUACUCUAUCCAAAUUUCACCGAACACGAUUAAGGAAUGUUUUUUCAGUAAAAUCAUGAUCAAGAGUGCAUAACGUCUCACGCUGCCAGGUGCCUACAGAGAGUGAAAAAAUCGUCUGUAAAUCCUUCCAGCCAUGUCUACCAGGGAUAUGUACGGGCCGGGCCUGACAGGUGGGCCACCCGUGGCUCGAUCUCCCAAGCCGACCCGCCGACUAGACAUGACGGGUGGCUUCGGCAUGCCCCAGAGCAGUCCACCGGUCACCACCAAAAUUUACCCGUCUGCUUCCAUAUCCCAGCCUCCUUCAGCCCGAGCCAGCCCCGUGUCGGGCCGUCCCUCUACUUCACCGUCCCGCAAGGGAAGGCACUUUGGCGUGAGCAGAUCGAGCAACAGCAGUCCGCUGACUCUGCCAACUCUAGCAGACCCGGGCAUGGCUAUGCCACAUUCAUAUAGUAGCAGUGGUUUCGCAGCCGAUCCCUAUUAUGGAAUAGCUGACGAUCCGAUGAUGGACGGUAGGGGGAUGGUGCACAGAAGUCGAUCUGCAACCAGAGCACCCUUCAGAAGUACCUACCACAUCCUGGAUCGAGACCCGGACGUCGGCAUGAGCGGGAUUGGCCGGGACAGGUCGCUCGAGAGGGUGGAUAUAGCUGCUUCUCGGCACGCAAGGUCCCGGGACCGCUCCUUAGAAUCGUCUUCCUUCUACGGCACCAGGAACCGAGACGACGUUCCGAUGCCGGAUCCUUACAAGGGCGCCACCCGGGAGACCAUAUUGGAUGGACUGCCGGACAGUUAUCGAACUCUGACGCAGCUACAGAGAGGGACCAACCCCAUCAUGGACAACAGGCUAAAUUACAGUGGCAGACAAGGAGACAAUUUCGUAUCCGAACUUCAAGCUCGUUUAAAUGAAUUGCAGAACCAAUAUGGCAACGUGAAGCGGGAAUUGGACGUUACGGCAAGCAAGUUGGGAUCCAGCAUGCAUAGCAUAAAGACGUUCUGGAGUCCAGAGUUGAAAAAAGAAAGAGCUCUGAGAAAAGAAGAGGCCACCAAACAUGCCCUUAUCAACGAUCAGCUCAAGAUGCUUAGAGCAGAAAAUCAGAAACAAGCUGCCUUAAUCCAGCAAUUGGAAGAAGAACUGCGAAUGGCGCACCUGCGCAAUCCAGAAGCCGACAUCCAACACCUAGAGGCUCUCUAUGCAGAGAAGGAACAUAUGACCAAAGAAAUUUACCUCCUUCGAGAAACAAUAAAGGAACUUGAAAUGCGGAUAGAAACUCAAAAACAGACUCUAGCAGCUAGAGAAGAAAGCAUUAAGAAAUUAAUGGAAAUGCUUCAGAAUAAAGGCAUAGGAAAUAAAAUGAUCGAAGAAGAAAGGAAAGAGAUGGAAAGGCUGAAAACAAAAUUGUACGAAAGUGAGACGCGAGCAAAACAUUUAGAAAACCUUCUAGAAGCCAAAGACAAAGAUCUAGGAAGAUUAAAAGAGGUGGAUGAGCUUCGAAUUGAAUUAAAUAAAAGGGACCAAGAAAUUCUCGCCAUGAAUGCCAAAAUGAAGACGUUAGAGGAACAGCACUAUGACUACCAGCGCCAUAUAGCUGUACUCAAGGAAUCAUUAUGCGCCAAAGAAGAACAUUAUAACAUGCUUCAAGCAGACGUGGAAGAACUCCGUCAAAGACUGGAAGAGAAGAACAAAAUCAUCGAGAAGAAGACGCAGCAGACCAUGACUGCCACCCAGGAAAGAACCCGCCUCAGCCAGGAAAUGCAAGAACUGAGGGACCACAUGGACAUCAAAGACAGAAAAAUCAAUGUCCUGCAGAGGAAGAUUGAAAACUUGGAAGAUUUACUCAAAGAAAAAGACAACCAGGUAGACAUGGCUCGCGCUCGAUUGACAGCAAUGCAGGCACACCAUUCGUCUUCAGAGGGUGCUCUUUCAAGUCUCGAAGAAGCAAUAACCGAUAAAGACAAGCAAAUUCAGCAGCUGAGGGAGCAAAGAGACCGGGCAGAACAGGAACGCAACGAGGAACGCGAGUUGCACGAACGUGAAAUCGCGGAAUUCAAAAUGAAGAUGCACAGCAUGGAAAGCGAGAUGGAAAAAUUGCAGGUUCGUCUAGAAAAAGUGGCUGCUGAAAAAGACAGAGUGGAAGCCAAGCUCGAAAACUCCCAAUCAGAGCUGGGCCAAGCAAGGGCGGAGUUGGAAAAGAUCCAGAGUGAUCAGAACAAGUAUCAAAGCGAAUGGGACCGCCAACGCAGCGAAACAUCUUGGCACAGCAUUGAAAAUGAAAGACUCAGAGAACAGCUGGAAAGAAUGAAGAUGGAGUUGGAAAAAUCUCAGAGCACGAUUGGUAAAAGUCAUCUUUAUCAAUCGGAAGAAGUGAUACGACUCCAAGAACGGUUAGAGAAAUGCCAAUCAGAUUUGAGAAGAGCCCAAGCCGAAUUAAGGAUGAACCAAGCAGAGCAAGAAAGAUCCAGGGGAGAGAUGGAAGCAAUCCAAGAAAAACUGGAGAGAUCUCAGGGAGAAAUUUACAGGUUAAAAGCCAAAUUGGAAAACGCUCAAGUAGAAAAGGAGAGCCUGCAGGAGGAAUACGAUCGGGUCCAAGCAGCAGUUUCACGUUGCCAUACCGAGAGAGAUGCUGCAAUGACAGAAGCAGAAAAGCUGAGGACUGAACUCGAACGAGUCCAAACUAACCUGAGCAAAGCUCAACUGCAGCAUGAGAAGACACAAGCUCUCUUGGAUAAGGCGCAACUGGAUGCCGAUCGCAUUCAAGAAAAGUUGGACAAAUCCAACGCCGAAGUCCGACGAUUACAGUCAGAGAGAGAGCGCGCCCAAUGCGAGAUCGAGGGUCUCCAAAUGCAGCUGAGCCAAGUUCAGAUUCAGUACCAACGAAUUCAAAAAGACAAAGAAACGUCACACAUCGAGAUGGAAAAAUCUCGAGAAAAAUAUGACCGUGCCCAGAGUCAGUUGCAACGCCUUCAAAAAGAAAAAGAAGUCUUCCAAUCCGAGAUGGAGAAACUGCAGGAAAAAAUCGAUGUGCUGCAGACGCAACUGAACAAAGCACAGAAAGAAAAAGAAAACUCUCAAGCAGAAUUCGAGGUUAUCAGGGAGAGACUGGAGAAGACCCAGAAUCAGUUGGAGAAAUACCACAUCGAUUAUGACACAUCUCAGGCAGAACUUCAUGUAUUGAGAGAGAAACAAGAAAAGAUGCAAUUACAACUACAGAAAGCAGCAGAGGAUCGAGAACUCUCUAGAGCAGAAUAUGAAAAACUUGUAGAAAAAUUAGAGCGUUCUCAAAGCGAAUUGUACAAAAUGCAAUCUAAGUAUGAGCAGGCACAGGCAGAAUUGGAUAGAGUAACGCUAGAAAUAGAGAAAUCUCACAUCAUUGCCAACAAAACCAAAGAAGAUGCACGUAAAUCCUUAGAAGAGUUCGAUACCUUAAAAGAAAUGUACGCCAGAAAUUACUCACAAUUAACCAAAACAAAGGAGUCAGAAGAGAAGAUGAGAGUAGAACUUGAUAGAUGUCAGAUGGAAUUAGAGGUCAUGAGAGAUAGGCAUGAGAAAGGCCAAAUAGAGCUGCGACGAUUACAAUCGGAACGAGAUAAACUUCAAGCUGAUUUAGAUCAUAUGAGCAUUGAAUUAGAAAGAAUUCAAAGUCAAGUUGGGAAAUCGCAAACAAGCCAUGAAAAAUCUCAAGAGGAACUUGCUAGACUACAAGUUGAAGUUGAAAAAGUAUAUGAAAAACUUGACAAAUCUCAGUCAGAACUUAGGCGAGCUCAAACCGAGAAAGAUAGAUUGCAGUCUGAAAAAGAAAGUGUCCAGGCUGAAUUGGAACGCUAUCAGUCACAGAUGUCCAAAUAUCAUAAUACCCAAGAAAAAUCCCAAGCUGAAUUCGAGAGACUGCGUAUUGAUUUGGAAAAGUACAAAGAUAAAUAUGAAAAAGCAAUUUUAGAAGCCGAAAGAAAUGGCCAGCAAAAAGAUUUAUUUAGUGCUGAAAUACAAAAACUGCAGUCAGAAAUAGAGAGGAUUCGUUUGGAGAAAGGAGUCACUCUAACUGAAAGAGAAAAACACAACCAAGAAAUAGAACGGUUGCAUAUAGAAGUAGAGAAAGCAAAAGACAAGUACGAGCAAGCAAUGAAUGAGCUGAAAAAACUUCAAGAUCUCAAAGCAAAGAAAGCCGAUCCAGAAACAUUACGUAAGGAAGCUGAAGCUGCUCAGGCGAGAGUUGAAAAGAUUGCUGUUACCGAGGAAAGAACCAAGCAGGAGAUAGAAAGAGAAGCCAAAGAAGUAGAAAGAAUGAGAGAUAGAUUAGAGAGGGUGCAAGUAGAAUUGUUGAAAACGAAGGAUGAAAGAGAUGCUCUCCUAAAAGAAGUACAAACAUUGACUAUGUCAUUAGAAGAAUUUAGAUCCAAAUUAGACACUCACACGUUUACUCAGAAGGAAAUAGAAUUCCACCAGAAUGAAGCAGCUCGUCUGAAGCAGCUGUUGAGCAAAUCGGAAGCCGAAGUGCAACGAACAUUGUCCGAAAACAGCCGCUUGCAGAUGGAAAUCGAGCGCUUAAAGCAGGACAUGGAAGAUUCAGAAAGCUACGCCACAAAGAUGAAAGACAGUCUAGAAAAGCAACAGGCGGAAUACGACAGAAUGAGAUCAGAAGUAAAGAAAAUGCAAGACAAAUUGGAAUUAUCUCAAAAAGAAUUGCGAAAGAUAUCUGAUGAGAAGGAUACAUUACAGAAACAGGAUGUCAAAAAAAUGCAAGACAAACUGGAACUGGCACAGAAAGAGCUUCGAAAAUUGUCCGAUGAGAAAGAAUCUUUGCAGAAACAACUCAAGGAAUACGAGGCCGAAUUGGAACGCACAAAAACAUCCGUCGGACAGCAAUCAGCCGAAAUACAAGAAGCAUCGAAAUCAGAAAUUGACAAAUAUAGAAAAGAAAUUUCUAAACUUCAGAAUGAGUUGCAGCGAAUCGAAGGGCAGCUCCAAGAGACGGUGAAUGAAAACCAAGACCUACGAACAGAGUUGGAGCGAUCUCUGGAUGCUUUGGCUACCAUUCAUAAGCAAUUAGAAGACACCAAUGCUGAUUUGGCCAAAGCUCGAGAACAAAACAAACAAUUGAAAGCCGAACAGUUGAAGUCUCAGAAGCUUUCCGGAAAGGCGACAGCGAACGAGAGAGAAAUCGAGUCCCUUAGGAAUGACCUUGAAAGGCAGAAAUCCGAAACUCAAAGGUUGCAACAAGAAAAUCAACAACUUAAAAAGCAGUUAGAGAAAGCACAAGAGGAAGUGAAAGGAUUUGGUGUCGAGCGUGAAAGAUUUCAAGCUCAACUGGAAAUGCUCGUGCAAGAAUUGGAGAAAAGAGAGGGCGAAAUCCGCUCACUUCAAGGACAAAAAGGAAAAAUGGAGGCUCAACAAGACGCGGAGCUACAAACCCUCCGAAGACAACUGGAUGAGAAACAGAAGAACCUCGACGAAACGGAAAAGAAACUCAAGAAGAGGAAGGAACGACUGGAUCAGAUGGAACAAGAGCUCAAACGGGCGGAGUCGAUGCGCGGGCAGGCUCCAUCUGGUCAACUGGCCGAACUGCAGCGGAAGAACGCAGAAAUGCAGAAGGAGUUGGCCACUCUAAAGGAGGAAUCGAAUCGGUCCCAGAGCGAAGUGGCCAGACUCCUCCAAAUCAUGUCCACCUCGGAAGAGGAAAAAUUUGCCUUGAACCAACAGAUCAGCAACUUACAACAAUCUUUGAAGGAGAAGGAGAAUCAACUAAACCAGUUCCGCAGAGGCCAGCAGGGCGGCGCUGGUGGCGGUUCUCAAACAUUGCCAAUGCCCAUUCGCAGAUCGGAACCGGAUUCCAAAGAUGCGUCAAAGCAAACUCCAGGUGCCGGGCCGGCCAGUUUCUUCUCAAGCUUCUUCUGAUGUGUCUUGAGUUACUCUUUGCACAAUGGACCAUACUUAGUUCCAGCGGACAUUAUUUUUCAUUACCUACGAUACUGCCAUGUGAACAGUAGCGGAUAUCACUCUACGCCCCUGUUCUAUGUUUUUACUUCUUUGUUAUACUAUAAAUAUAUAUAUCACAGCAAAUAAACAAAAAAAAGAAAGCCGCAUGUUGGUUGUGAAAUCAUCGGUGCCUUCUACAUUAAAAUAGUCUCUGUCUGUCCUGGCGAUUAAGGGGAAAGGCACAGUCAGCCCUUCUAGUAUGACUUUAGCUCCUGUUUUAUUGAGUGUUUCUGUGUCAGGUGGUCGCCUGCACUUCCGGACCAUCCCUUAAAUGUGUGCCAAUUUUUCUCUCCCAGCUGCGCCCUUCUGAAAAAAUAAACCAGCUGCCGUUCCUAACGUUUGUCUAGAGAAAAAAAAAUCUGUGAAAUCGUCUGUUGCCACUUUGAAGAAUACAUCGCCUUUUUAGAAGUUCAUCAAUGAAGACGUCUUACGCCGUCAGGGCACUGUUGAAUUCUAGAGAAGUAUUGCAAGCAUUUUGGGAAUGGAUGGUCAAAGUCAAAUGCUUUAACUGUCGGAAAAGUCUAAUUUUUUUACAUAUAAACAUGUAUUUGAAUUCGAAAUUCUUAUUAAAAUUGUCUCUAUAUAAUUAAAUCAAUUAAAAAUUAUUUUUAAAAAACUA
Molecule: messenger RNA, 7367 nt
Organism: Argiope bruennichi
Lineage: Eukaryota; Metazoa; Arthropoda; Arachnida; Araneae; Araneidae
Product: myosin-14-like
Exons: 14
Coding region: 914-6667 (1917 amino acids)
Biological process (GO): regulation of synaptic plasticity; maintenance of presynaptic active zone structure; neuromuscular synaptic transmission
Cellular component (GO): cytoskeleton of presynaptic active zone
Molecular function (GO): structural constituent of presynaptic active zone
Source: RefSeq, a predicted model, not a curated record